AUGGAUGAAACGAAAGACGAUCAAGAUGAUGUAUCUAUAAAAGGGAAAGAUAAUCGUCUUUCGAAAGUGAAUUUGGACAUGAUAAUAAAAGAGGAGGUAGGAGAGUUUGGACGGUACCAGAAAAUGGCUUUGGGGCUGUGUUUGAUAGUGGCGCUGUUUAGUGGGUACAGCGGAAAUGAGUAUGUGUUCACUGCUGCAAGGAUUUCGACGAGAUGCUUGAUUCCCGAAUGCGAGACUGGAGAUUUUUCACCAUCAUGGCUGUCUCUAGCCAUACCCAGUGCCGGUAGUGCCUUCGACAACUGUAGAAGAUUCAACUCUUCAGGACUUAGCUGCUCGGCGGACAAUUUCGAUCGACAUGACGUCGUGCGGUGCGAGGAGUAUGUUUAUGAGAAAACUGACACUGUUGUCUAUGAGUUUAACCUGGCAUGUCAAGAAUGGCGUCGCUCGCUCAUCGGCUCAGCCAGCACGUUUGGCAAGAUGCUAGCCCUGCCAUUGACUGGCAUUUUCGCCGACAGAUAUGGCCGACGUACAGCCCUCGCCCUUAAUGCCUUUAACUGUGCCUGGAUUGGCACGGUGAGGUCUUUCUCGCAGUCCUAUGGCAGUUUUAUCGCUCUGGAGUAUUUGGAAGCUGCUUUUGGGGCUGCGGCCUUUUCUUGUGGGAAUACUAUUGUGAUGGAGUUUAUGGGGCCGAAGUACAGAGUUGCUGCCGGCGCGGCGAUGUCUACUUUCUACGCUACGGGACUCAUUAUGCAAGCCCUUAUGGCGUGGGCCUUUCCUUACUGGAGACACUUGACUUUAGCCUUAUUCAUACCGCAGCUGGUCACUGUUAUAUACUUCUGGAUCAUGCCAGAAUCAGUCCGAUGGUAUCUGAGCAAAGGCCGUUAUAAAGAAGCUGAAUCACAGUUAAAGAAAGCAGCUAAAAUGAACCGUAAAUUACUAUCAGAAGCAUCGCUAGCUAAACUUAGAGAGAGCUCAGAAGAAGAGAGAAAGAUGAAAGAAUUGAAGAAGGAAGGGACAAUUAAGGAUCCUUGGCUAGUGACGCUUGUAUUCCAACAUAAACCAAUUCUGCUGCGCUGUAUUAUAACACCAGUUUGGUGGAUCACGACAACGUUGAUAUACUAUGGGUUGUCGAUGAAUGCUGUCACCAUGUCAGGGAAUAAAUACGUAAAUUACAUAGCGGUAGGGGCGGUGGAAAUACCAGGGUAUUGGACAGCUGUGCUCCUAUUUGAUAGGAUCGGCAGGAAGCCGUUGCUCUGCUGCGCUUUCUGGAUGUGUGCGGCGUGUCAAAUUGGCUUUAUUUUUAUGACAAAAGAUUACUAUAACCUCUCCUUGGCAGUGUACCUGGUGGGCAAGUACAGCAUCUCAAUCGUCGUAACCUGCGUGUACGUGUACACGAAUGAGCUGUUCCCAACGCAGUAUCGAGGCAGUCUGUUCUCCUUCGCUUCCAUGAUCGGCAGGAUUGGCGCCAUAUCAGCACCUCUCACUCCUGCUUUAAAAUGUUUGGUAUUUGACCCAAAUGCAGGUUGCUGUUUAGUCUCCAGGGUUUUCAUCAGUGAUAAUCUCAUUCCACAGGGCACAAUGGUGUGGAAGCACCUCCCAUUCGUGUUGUUCGGGAGUUUCGCAGCACUAUCAGGCUUACUGGUGCUGCUGGCUCCAGAGACUAAAGGAACCACGCUACCGGACACCAUGCAGCAGGCUGCGGACCUUGGCAGGUCGAAGAAACCUUCCGAGAGCUUAUGA
Messenger RNA from Cydia amplana, 1740 nucleotides. RefSeq names its product organic cation transporter protein-like. NCBI's taxonomy places the organism in Eukaryota, Metazoa, Arthropoda, Insecta, Lepidoptera, Tortricidae. The transcript is spliced from 6 exons. The record is from RefSeq and is a predicted model, not a curated record. Gene Ontology annotation, biological process: transmembrane transport. Gene Ontology annotation, cellular component: membrane. Gene Ontology annotation, molecular function: transmembrane transporter activity. The coding region runs from base 1 to 1740 and encodes 579 amino acids.